AUUGUUUUCUCUUUCGUCAAUUUCAAGGCUUGAAGACUUUGUGCUUGGAAAAAGACAAACGAUGAAUCCAACGCAAGCGGGAACGGCAGAAGAAUUCAAAAGCUCUGAGUUAAAAUAUUAGCAAAAUGGGUUCUGCCAUUUGGUUUCUUUCGCUACAUGUUUUUAUUCAAAUCUAUACCAUAGUAGCUACAACUGAUGCUGGUGAUUCUACUGCUCUAAGAUCGCUCUGGAAUGAGUGGAAAAACGUACCUCCCAGUUGGGGGAGUGGGGACCCUUGUGAUGAUGGUUGGGUUGGAAUUGGAUGCACUGGUUUACGUGUGACCUCAAUAACAUUGCCAAGCAUGAACUUGGUGGGAGGGCUGUCAGGAGACAUUUCAACCUUAUCUGAAUUGCAGCAAUUGGAUCUAUCUUACAAUAAAGGUCUCACAGGAUCUCUUCCAUCAUCAAUUGGAAAUUUAAAGAAGCUAACAAACUUAAUCUUGGUUGGUUGUGGUUUCAUUGGUCCAAUUCCCGAUACGAUAGGAUCCCUGCUGCUGCUGAGGUUCCUAUCUCUAAAUUCUAAUGGCUUCACUGGACAUAUUCCUCCAUCCAUUGGUAACCUAUCAAAUCUUUAUUGGUUAGACCUGGCCGACAACCAGCUCGAAGGACCAAUCCCAGUUUCAAAUGGAUCUACACCAGGGCUUGACAUGUUGAUUAAUACCGGACACUUCCAUUUUGGGAAGAAUAAACUCUAUGGCCAAAUUCCAUCUCAACUUUUCAGUUCAGAAAUGACUCUGAUACAUGUGCUAUUUGAAAGCAACCAACUCUCUGGAACUCUUCCUUCCACCCUUGGACUGGUGAAAACUCUGGAGGUGGUACGCUUUGACAACAAUUCACUAAAUGGGCGUCUUCCAUUGAAUCUCAACAAUCUUACAAGUGUUCAAGAUCUGUUUUUGUCCAACAAUGUGCUGACUGGCCCUCUGCCUGACCUUACUGGUCUGAACAGUUUGAACACCUUAUACCUGAGUAAUAAUAGUUUCGAUUCAUCAGAUUUUCCUUCGUGGCUUGCAGCCCUGCCGUCCUUAACAACACUAAUGAUGGAACAUACUCAACUUCAAGGUCAAGUUCCUGCCACAUUCUUUACGCUUUCAAAUUUGCAGACUGUGGUACUAAAACACAACCAACUCAAUGGUACGUUGAAUAUUGGCCCAGGCGUUAGCAACCAGCUGCAAAUGAUAGAUUUGCAAACUAAUCUCAUUUCUGGUUUCAACAGUGCAGGAACAUACACCUUUGACAUAAUACUUGUGGGUAACCCAGUGUGUGAUGAGACAGGAGCAACAAACACUUACUGCACACUACCCCCAUCAAAUUCCUUGCCUUUGUAUUCAACCCCUCCAAAGAACUGUCAGCCUAAUUCAUGCAGUUCUGGUCAAAUUUCUAGUCCCACAUGCAGAUGCGCAUAUCCAUAUACAGGAACACUACAAUUCAGAGGCUUUUUCUUCUCCGACUUGAGAAACCGAACUCCAUAUGAAACUCUUGAGCAGUCUCUGAUGCAGUUCUUCCAGUCCCACCAGGUUCCUGUGGAUACUGUUUCACUAAGUAAUCCACGGAUGGAUUCAUUUGAAUAUCUUCUCGUGAACCUUAGUGUAUUUCCAUUUGGUCCAAAUAGUUUCAAUAGAACUGGAAUUUCAAUGAUUGCAUUUGCAUUUAGCAACCAGAGUUUCAAGCCUCCUCCAGAGUUCUUUGGACCUUAUGUUUUUCAUGGUGACACAUAUGAACAGUUUUCUGAUGAACCUGCAAGCUCAAAAAAAUCAAGCAUUGCCAUAAUAGGAGCAGUAGCUGGUGCUUCAGUGCUUUUUCUGCUAUUGCUGCUUGCUGGGAUUUAUGGUUAUCGUCAGAGGAAGAGAGCAGAAAGAGCAACCAAAGGGAACAAUCCUUUUGCACACUGGGAUUCUAAGAAGAGCAGUGGUAACAUACCUCAGUUAAAAGGAGCAAGAUGCUUCUCUUUUGAAGAGCUUAAGAAAUACACAAACAAUUUUUCGGAAGCCAAUGAUAUUGGAUCGGGGGGUUAUGGAAAGGUUUAUAGAGGAACUCUACCCACCGGGGAACUUGUUGCCAUCAAACGAGCUCAGCAAGGAUCUAUGCAGGGAGGGCUCGAAUUCAAAACAGAGAUUGAGCUUUUAUCAAGAGUUCAUCAUAAAAAUGUUGUCAGUCUGUUGGGAUUUUGCUUUGAGCAAGGUGAACAAAUGCUAAUAUAUGAGUAUGUUCCUAAUGGCUCUCUUAGUGACAGUCUGUCAGGGAAGUCAGGAAUCAGAGUGGACUGGACCAGGCGACUUAAAAUAGCCCUUGGUGCAGCUAGAGGUCUGGCAUAUCUUCACGAGCUUGCAAAUCCUCCCAUCAUUCAUAGGGACAUCAAGUCGACCAACAUCUUAUUAGAUGAACGCUUAAAUGCUAAAGUUUCUGAUUUUGGUCUAUCCAAACCUAUGGGUGAUAGUGAAAAGGGUCAUGUUACUACUCAAGUGAAAGGUACAAUGGGUUAUUUGGAUCCUGAAUAUUAUAUGACCCAGCAGUUGACUGAGAAGAGUGAUGUUUAUAGCUUUGGAGUGCUGAUGUUGGAGAUAAUAACUGCAAGAAGACCAAUAGAGAGAGGGAAGUAUAUUGUAAGAGAGGUGAGAAUGUCAAUGGUCAAAACGAAAAGUUUGUAUAAUCUCCAAGAGAUUCUUGACCCGACCAUUGGUUUGAGUACAACGCCCAAAGGCUUGGAAAAGUUUGUGGACUUAGCAAUGAGUUGUGUAGCAGAAUCAGGGGCUGAUAGGCCUACAAUGGGUGAAGUGGUGAAAGAGAUUGAAAGCAUUAUGCAGCUGGCUGGCAUGAAUCCCAAUGCAGAAUCAGCCUCAACGUCAGCAACAUAUGAGGAUGCAACCAAGGGAGCUUCUCUCCAUCCAUACAGUGAUGAGUCUUUUGCUUAUAGUGGGGCCCUCCCAGCCUCCAAGAUAGAGCCCCAUUGACUGUGGGUUUCUUUUACUAUGUUUUAUCAGCAAUGGACUUAGUAACAGUGAGUAAGAGCUGCUUCUAUUUUUUUUACUGUUACUUCUUUAAUUAUGUGGGAUCUUUUUCUUGUUAUGAUUAAACUGUAAUUAGAAUGAAUACUUUAUAUGUAAAUAGGCAAUACAAUAUUUUAU
Durio zibethinus is the source of this 3161-nucleotide messenger RNA. Its product is annotated as leucine-rich repeat receptor protein kinase HPCA1-like. Gene Ontology annotation, molecular function: protein binding; protein kinase activity; ATP binding. Gene Ontology annotation, biological process: protein phosphorylation. The record is from RefSeq and is a predicted model, not a curated record. Lineage: Eukaryota; Viridiplantae; Streptophyta; Magnoliopsida; Malvales; Malvaceae.